Molecule: messenger RNA, 996 nt
Organism: Echinops telfairi (small Madagascar hedgehog)
Lineage: Eukaryota; Metazoa; Chordata; Mammalia; Afrosoricida; Tenrecidae
Gene: LRRC3
Product: leucine rich repeat containing 3
Exons: 1
Coding region: 1-798 (265 amino acids)
Cellular component (GO): plasma membrane
Molecular function (GO): protein binding
Source: RefSeq, a predicted model, not a curated record
AUGGCCGCACCGGCCCCAGGCAGGAUGGCCCUCCUGGGCAGACCGAGCGCCUCCUCGCCGCAGGUCCCCAGGGGAGGGCCGUGCCUCCUGCUGCUGCUCUGCCUGCCUCUGGGCGCCACGUGCCCUCAGGGCUGCCAGUGUCCCGAGCAUGCGGGGGCGGUGGCUGUGCGCUGCAGCGCCAGCGGCCUGCGGGAGGUCCCCAAGGACAUCCCCGCCGACACCGUGCUCCUGAAGCUGGAUGCCAACGAGAUCGCUCACAUCCCUGAUGGCGCCUUCCAGCACCUGAGCCGGCUCAAGGAGCUGGACUUGUCUGGGAAUGCCAUCGAGGUGAUUGGGCCGGCGACGUUCACUGGCUUGGCGGGGGCCCUGCGGCUGCUGGACCUGUCCCACAAUCGCAUCCGCAGGAUCCCCAAGGACGCCUUGGACAAACUGAGCGCUCAAGUCCGCCUGUCCCACAACCCCCUGCACUGCGAAUGUGCCCUGCAGGAAGCCCUGUGGGGGCUGCAGCUGGACCCCGACUCUGCAGACGCUAUUGCGUGUCACACUUCUGUGCGGGAGGAGUUCGUGGGGAAGCCGCUGAUCCAGGCGCUGGAUGCCGGCGUCAGCUUCUGCAGCGCCCACCACCGGACCACUGACGUGGCCAUGUUGGUCACCAUGUUUGGCUGGUUCGCCAUGGUGAUCGCCUAUGUCGUGUACUAUGUGAGGCAGAACCAGGAGGAUGCCAGGAGGCAUUUGGAAUACCUGAAGUCCCUGCCUAGCACCCCCAUCUCCAAGGACCCCAUCAAUCCAGCUCCCUAGUACCUGCCAGCACCCUAGAACCACCUCCCAAGUCUUCAGGCAAACCCACAUCCCACCGACUUCACACUUUCACUUGGUAGCAGGUUGUGAUGUGGGUUUUACCUUCUCCCCCAUGGAGGUGGUUGAGAUGGCUCCUUCCAUGUUACAUUCAUUCUCUUACAUUCAUUCAUUGAAUUCUCUUUGCAGACAGGAAACUUA